Messenger RNA from Staurois parvus, 1020 nucleotides. Lineage: Eukaryota; Metazoa; Chordata; Amphibia; Anura; Ranidae. The record is from the annotation of a GenBank genome assembly.
AUGCCUGAAGACCCGAAGAGGCCCCGGCGGGAGGAGAGACACAUGGCGCCCAAAAUCGGCACCCACAACGGGACCUUCCACUGCGAUGAGGCGCUGGCGUGUUACCUACUGCGGACACUGGAGUCCUACCGGGAUGCAGAGAUUAUAAGAACAAGGGACCCCCUGCUACUGACACAAUGUGAUGUAGUGGUUGAUGUAGGUGGAGAGUAUGAUCCAUCUAGAAAUCGUUAUGACCACCAUCAGAGAUCUUUCUGUGAGACUAUGAACAGCUUGUAUCCUGACAAGCCAUGGGUCACUAAGCUCAGCAGUGCCGGCCUGGUAUAUGCUCACUUUGGAUCUCAAAUCUUAGCUACACUUCUGGAUACAGAAGAGGAUGACCCCAUUAUACCUGUGUUGUAUGACAAGAUGUAUGAAAACUUUGUUGAAGAAAUUGAUGCUAUUGACAAUGGGAUAUCACAGUUUGAUGGGGAGCAGCGCUACAACAUAAGCACUACUCUAAGUUCUCGAGUGGCACAUCUCAACCCACGCUGGAAUGAACUAGAACAGGACACAGAGAUUGGCUUUAGAAAGGCUAUGGAACUGGCUGGAACAGAGUUUGUAUCUCGUCUGGACUUCUAUCAUCGAUCCUGGCUACCAGCUCGUGCUCUGGUUGAGCAAGCCAUCAGAGAGAGACUUCAGGUUGAUAACAGUGGAGAAGUGGUCAUCUUGGCGCAAGGUGGGUGUCCUUGGAAGGAACACCUUUUCCAGGUGGAGAAAGAACUAAGUCUAGAGAAACAAAUAAAAUAUGUCAUUUAUCCAGAUCAGAGCGGAAAGUGGAGGGUGCAGUGUGUCCCCACAGGUCCCAACACUUUCCAGAAUCGACUUUCUCUGCCCGAAGACUGGCGUGGACUGCGAGCGGAUGACCUCUCUUCAGUCAGUGGUAUUCCAGGUUGUAUCUUUGUUCAUGCCACUGGCUUCAUUGGUGGGAAUGAGACACAAGGAGGAGCACUGGAGAUGGCACGGAAAGCCUUGACUUCCUAG